AUGGAGUGGGCAAGGCUUUUGAAUCAAAAGGUGGCCAUGUUUUUAUUGGACUUUGAGAAGGCAUACGACAAAAUUGAGUGGAAGUUUAUCUUCAUGAUGCUUGAAGCCUUCGAUUUUCAUGAUUUAUUCUGCCAUUGCGUUUUGGUCCUCCUUGUGGAUGCCCAUGCUCAGAUUGAAGUUAAUGGAGUUACCUCUCAGCCCUUUAAGCUUGGUAGAUCCAUUAGGCAAGGAUGUCAUCUUGCUCCUGCUCUUUUUGUGAUUGCUUAUGAUGUUUUGUUUUAUCUUCUUAGAGAAAAUUCCCUUUCUCCUAAAGUGAAAGAUUCAGGGGCAAAGAUUUCCCAGGCCAAAUCUACCUUACUUAGCUAG
This is a messenger RNA of Cryptomeria japonica (Japanese cedar), 366 nucleotides long. Its product is annotated as secreted RxLR effector protein 78-like. Bases 1 to 366 code for a protein of 121 amino acids. Lineage: Eukaryota; Viridiplantae; Streptophyta; Pinopsida; Cupressales; Cupressaceae. The record is from RefSeq and is a predicted model, not a curated record. The transcript has 2 exons.